ACGAAAAUAUACGAAAAUAAUCCUAAAGCAAAAGAGAAGAAAAAAAAGAGCGUAUAUAUUUAUUUUGAGAAUAUGACGCACAUGCGUGGAAAAUUCGGAGAAGAAUUUUUUUUCUUAUUGAUCGUGAUCGAGUCGAAAAUCCAUCAUGUGUCCUUCGAUCGUCGAUCGAAUCGCUGUGAGAUAUUCGAGAGCAUUGACUCGCUUCCGUCGCGUCCGCGAUAACCACAAUAUUAUUCAAGAUAGUCGCGACUUCGAGGAAUUUUUCGAGUUUCUUCGCUAGUAUUUUUUGCCGUUAUUUCCAGUUUUCUCUCAUCACCGUUUCUACCUUCCGAUUUACAGAAUAUACAUAGGAAAUCAUGAUAUAAACGAAAAGAAAGUGAGAAGUGGACAAUUAAUAACAUAUUUAUAUUUUAAGCUUUAAUUCACGCUCUCGCAAUACAUCGUUGAAUUCGCCUCAACGGCGGUAACUAAUACAUAAAUAAAAAACUGUAACGAUCGAUUUAAAAUUAACAAUUUAAAGUAAUUUAAGUUUCUCGAGAAAAUUAUAUACAAAUAAAAUAUCCAAGAUUCAUCUUUUUUAAUAGAGGAUGUAUAACGCAAAAUACGUAGAAGCUUAACAAAAAUAUAAAUGCGUUGUUAAUUGUCUGUUAAUUGUUAGUUUGUUAAUUUUCCAUUUCUCUCAAAAACGAAGAAGCUAAACGGUAACAUUUUUCGAUUUAUUCUUAAACCUGUUCUUCGAUUAAUCUUCUUUCCGAUCAUCUCUUUUCCGGUUGUACAGCCUCGAGGUGCACGUUAAUAUAGAAAAAAAGAAAUAAAGAUAAAAAUUUUAUCAGUGCCAUGCCCGAAAUGAGGUUAAAGAUCGUAUCAUGUACAUACGCAUGAUUCAUGAAUAUUCUGUUCUGUCAAACCUUCACGACUGAUGAGACAGUAAUGCGUAUUUUCUCAACUGCACUGAAAUUUGUAGUAACUUCCAAUCACGGGAUUUUGCAUUGCGAAUUUUGAUUAUAAAAAUGGAGAAGUCACAUAGAGACAUCCUCAUUCGUUUGAGGGAGAACAUAAUUGAUGAUUUAGAUAUAGAUAAUGACAUCAUACAGCCUCUAAGAAAUGAAUAUAUCUUACGACAAGAGGAUGUAAAACAAAUUUAUUCUGGAGCCACUAAAGAAGCGAGAGCAGGCUGGUUAUUAGAUAUACUACCAAGAUGUGGCCCACGUGCUUUUGAUGUCUUUCAUCAAUCCUUAAAACAUCACUACGAAUGGCUUAGCGAUGAAAUAGAUAAAUUGUUAGGCAAUUAUGAGAUAGAAACCAAUGGAGAGAUAGAUUAUUAUGCUGGACCUCCUAACAUUCCACCCCUUUCUCCAUUGACAGUUACCCGAGAAGAGAAGGUUGAGCAGUUAAAGAUAGCUUUACAGCAGUUAAUUCCCACAGCAUACAUUGCGUUACAUGGCAUGAAAGGAUUUGGAAAAUCAUGUCUGGUUGCCAGUGCUCUCAAGGAUGCAAAAUUAGUGAAAGAUUUAUUUUCCAAUCAAGUCUACUGGAUAAAAUUUACAUGUGAUCGUUUAAUCGAUGAAGAAAUAUUAAUUCAAUUAAACUCACUCUAUCAUAACGUGAGAAAUUUAGAAAUCCAACCAGAACUAUUUACUCCACUGGAGAAAGAUUCUUUGAUCCAUUAUUUGAAACAUUAUUUUAAUAAACAAGAAAAUUGCAACGCUUUAUUGAUCUUAGAUGAUGUUUAUGAUAAAAAGAUUAUUACCACUUUUGAUUUCAAAUGUAAAACUCUAGUUCUCACUGCCGACAUUGAUGUUCUACAAAAGAAAAGACCUAAGAUAAUAAAGAUGAACGACGGAUUUACAGAAGCAGAGACAUUAGGCUUAUUUGCCAAAGUAUUGGAAAUGGAUGUGAACGAAUUGCCUAUAGAAGCAAAAAAAAUUCAUGAAGAAUGUAAAGGAAUGCCAUUACUCAUAGCUAUGUUUGCUGCACAAUUUGAAGAAUUUAAACACCACAUGAAAGAACAUCCUGAUAGAUGGAGAUAUUACUUGAGUUCAUUAAGGAAAAAAGAUGCAACAAACAAAGUAAUGAGAGAAUUUCUACAAAAACAAGAAACUAUUUUUGAUAUAUGUAUUGAGCAAUUAAAACCAGAUUUGAAAAAACGUUACGAGAGCUUAGCUAUUUUUUGCGAAGAUGUUAACAUAACUCCGAAGACUCUAGAAAUUUUUUGGGAACAAGACAUAUUCCAAGUUGAAGAACUAAUGUUGGAUUUGUGCCAUAAAUCACUUGCAGCCAAAAAGUGGAAUAAUGAUUUAAAAACCUAUAUUUAUGGCGUGCAUGAUUUACUGCUAUACCAUCUCAGAAAGAAACAAACUCCUGACGAAUUGACACAGAUGCAUAAAUCUAUUAUUGAAAAAUACCGCACAUAUUGCAAUAAUGAUUUUUCAAAAUUGCCGGAUGACAAUUAUAUUUACUCGUAUAUUGGCUACCAUUUGGAGCAAGCAAAAUUGUUUGAAGAAUUUCAGCCCCUUUACUUAAAUUUUGAUUUUAUUCAAGCUAAAUUAAUAUGUGCGGGUUUGAAUGAUCUAUUGCUAGAUCUGAGAAAGUAUAGAAAAUACAUUACGUCAUCCGACAAGCAAGAAGACUAUGUAGAAAAGGUCUCUGAUAUAGAAAGAUUUCUUCAAGAGCAAGCAAGUGUUAUAGUAGAACAUAAACGUAAAAAAUGCUUGGAUAUCAUUCAAAUCGCGAUGGAUCAUCCAUAUGAAGGUUACGUCGCUCAAACUGCAAAAAAUCUAGCUAUGACAAGACAAAAUUACUUGUACUUAUCUCACAAGAAAAGUCCCCAAUAUGCUAAUAUGUCGACGACUGAAGAAAUAUCAACGGGCAUUUGCACAUCAUCUUUCACAGACGAUCCUGAAUUAAUUUUGACGGGAAAUACAUCGGGUAAAAUAAUUCUGUGGAAUUCUGAAAGCAAGCAACAAAAAGUUUUUAACGGUCAUAAAGAGGGCUAUUCUAUUAAAAAAGUUAUUGUGUCGACGGCUGGUGAUUGUUUCUUAUCGUUAAGCAGUGCUGGUAUAAUAAAGUUAUUCUCUCUGUCGAAUGACAACAAUGAAAUAUUUGAUCAGCAUUACACGCACGUUGAUAGCCCACGACAAAAACAAAGUUCCUGGUCUGGCUUUUUUACAAAUGCGAAUGAUCAGGAUGAUAGCUUAACAGAAUUCUCGGUGGAAAAUGAGAUUAUACUGGAUAUGGCAUUUGGUCACGAGGAUAAAUACAUCGCUGCAUGCACUGACAAAGCAACGAUUCGGAUAUGGGACCGAUAUGGAAAAGUAGUGUUUACUUUAAGAGAUUCAAAAUAUCAGUACAUACCGAAAAUAGCUUUUACGGCGCAGGGUUCCUUAUUACAUAUAAUGGAUGAGCUAAAGGGUGUUUUUGUUCUCUAUUCAAGCUACGGGAAUGACUAUACUACUUAUCGAUAUCUUGCCUGUUAUAAUCUGCGGUUGAAAUCUGCAGCUGAAGAAGUUAUCUUCUUUCAUCAUAUACCCAACCGUGACAAUUCCUUGAUGGUUGUCACCAAAAAAGAAGCUAUGUACGUAAAAUGGUGGGGUGAGGAUUGCGUGCAUAGCUUUGACAAACAGACGAGAGGGUUUGUCGAUAAUGAUACAGUAACUUAUGUAAGCGCAACUAUUACAUAUGAUGGGGAAUACAUAAUACUGGCUGACUCUGCGGGUUUUAUAAAUGUAUGGAAUACCUAUUCUGGAUAUCAACCGAUCGCGACUUACAAAAGUCGCGUUAUAUCUUUGGAUUCUUACUGGUUAAAAGACGAAGGCUAUCAUAUUAUAUGUGGGAACGGGAAUAGAGUGUUAUACAAGUGGAAAUUUCCGGUACAAGAAUCAGAUGAAUUACCGAGGAAGUGCUUAUUUGACGCAGUUGUCGAAUCUUAUGACAACAAGGACAUUGUAGUCAAAGAGAGCCCUUCGAAGAAAAUUAUAGUGUCACGUGGAAAAGAUAUAAUACAGGAAUCUGCAUAUAUAGAAGGCAGAAUAUCAAGCCUGCAAUUGUCUACCGAUGGAGAACAGGCACUGUAUGUUACAGACAAUUGCAUUCAAUUAUUAAAUACAACAACUGGAAUAACUAUGCUGGUCGCAACGUUAGAAAGGCCAAUCCAGUUCGUGAAAAUUAUUAACCUGAGUUGCUGUAAUACGGUAUUAUGCAAAGAGGAGGAGUAUGCAUUGAAGGUAUGGCGACAUUGUGGACCGAUAUUUGGAAUUGAUACUAAAGCAGAACCUAUCAACGACAUUCACAAAAUAAACGACGACUAUGUUAUAACAGUAACGAAGAAAGGCAUAAUAACGAUAUGGUAUAUUGAUAUACCUUGGCAAUUAAAGAGCCAAAUAGAUUUGUCUUAUCCAUCUUCAUGUAUUUCAUUCAGCUGUUUAAGUUACAAUCAAAAUUACUUGGCGAUUUUGAAUGAAUCGCGUCAUUUAACAUUAUUAUGUAUUAUCCACGAAUACAUGACAGCACGGUUGAUGUAUGUACACAUUAAAGAACAGCCCUGUUUUAAGUAUAGUUUCGCACAGAACGUGACUUGUUGUGAUAUUUCAAAAAAUGAACAAUAUGUCGCUGUUGGCUUUGAAUCAGGAAAAAUUUCUAUUAUCGAUAUACAAAAGCCGACGGAGAUUUAUUGUCAAUUAUCUUUUCACACUAAUCCCAUUACACAAUUGUAUUGGGCUCCAGCUGGCAUAAAGGUUCCGAUUUUAUUAUCAUUGACAAACGAUGAAUUAGUUUGGUGGAACGUUGAUCAAGCAAAGAACAACAUGAGAAGAAGCCAAAUGAAUGUGAAAAGAAGUCGGAUGGGCAUCAGGCACAGUGCAAGCACUCCCUCAUUCAAUACGAAUGCAUUUUUGAAUUCACAAAUAUCUAACAGCCGAAGCAUAAAUACUGGUGUAUCUAAUCUACAAGACGAUGCGACAUCGAGUGCAGCUGGUACGAGUAACAUUGACGAGUACUAUAGUACGAGGAGAAUGGAAUAUUGGAUGACCAAAAUAGGCAGAGAUCCUAAAAUGCCAGAAUUACUAUCGAUUGUCGAAUUACCACCAAGCCGAGAUGCUAAAGUAUGUAUCUCUCCAGAUUUCAGUAAAUUUGUUAUGGUUGACAUGUACGGAUCUGUUAAUACAUUUAAACUGAUUGAUCAUAAUCAGUCUAUCUCAGAUACAGAUUGAUUAUAAAAUUAAUUUAAAUUGCCAUAUUGCAAUGCAAUGUGGCAAUUUAGCGUGAUCAUGUUGUUAUAGAAAAUUGAAAAAAAAAAUUAUGUAUUGAUGCUGUACUGUUUGUCCAUAACAUAAAAAUCUUCGUUUCUAUCGGCAGAAAAUUUUAUAGGUUUGAUAUAAAAUGGUACGAUGAUGCAAUUACACGAAUUCCAUUAAAAUACACGUAUCAAUGUGUCAUUUUAAUGAAGUGUAUAUAUUAGGAGACAUGUUUUAUAUAGUUAUUGUCACAUGUGAUCAAACUAAUGUUGAUAAAAAGUACCUAUACAUCUAUUUAUAGCAAUGUCUUUUACUGCCACUUGCAUUUAACAAGAGGUUAACUCCAAUGCUUACGUAAAGCUGAUUUUUAAAUACAUUUCUCUGACAAUUUUUAAAGUAACAUUUUUUACUACAUAUAUAUAUAGACGAACAACAGUAUAUAGCUACAAUAUAUUAUAAAAAAUAGCAGGAUCGUAUACAUAUGUAAUCUGUCGUGCAAGAUUGUACGAGCGAUUAUUCAUAUUAUAAUCUUGAAUUUUUUAUUGCCUCAAAGCUUUUCAUCUCGUUUGAAAGAUCAUUAAGUAUAGUCUCUCCACACAUGCUAUUAUUUAAUAUAAAGUUUAUUAUAAAGUAACACAUGACUGUAUGUAAAACCGUUACUGUUCCUCUACUGAAAGCACUACUGAAGAUACAGAAAAACCAGGCAAUAAUUGAUAACAAUGUAGACUGGCUUGAAGCGCUCAUACAUUCUUGUAUCACAGACUGUAUUUGUGCCAUUCAUAAAUCCUACAUAAAUAUUUUAAGCUGCCAAAAAUGUACAUACGUUACAGAUACAUUUCUAUGCUCUUGUAUAAUUGAACAUUUAUAAGCUAUAGCAUUUUUAGCUUUUCUAUUGAACGCGUUUAUAUCUCGGAAAAUGUUAAUCAAGUUUAAUCAAAUAUUGUGAUUACUAAUACAUUUUUCGAAAUUGGAACGAUUUUAUACAUAUAUUAUUUA
Molecule: messenger RNA, 6227 nt
Organism: Temnothorax curvispinosus
Lineage: Eukaryota; Metazoa; Arthropoda; Insecta; Hymenoptera; Formicidae
Product: apoptotic protease-activating factor 1-like
Exons: 14
Coding region: 1011-5207 (1398 amino acids)
Biological process (GO): regulation of apoptotic process
Molecular function (GO): protein binding; ADP binding
Source: RefSeq, a predicted model, not a curated record